CAACCAUUCAGGAAUAGCAUCUCUUCUCCGCCGCGGUCAUUCUCUGCAUCCAAAUCAUCCUCGACAAUCCAUACACUGAACAAUCAGUGAGACAUCAGAAGUGCUGAGUCAGCAUCUCCGCCACUUCCGCUCGACAGGACCCUUUAGGGGGACUUUCAAGGGUUCUGCUGCCAUCUCAGCUCCAGGACGGUCUCUACCACCGUCCAAAUGGACACAUACUAUGUUCAGCAACCACCAGAUAAGGCGCAAGCCCCUUCCGCCAGCUGACGACGAUGGGACCAUCCGUGGGGUCAUCAGGGUUUCGCCGUGCCCCACCCCCACUCCUCUGGGAAAGCCACCCCUUGAUGCGCAACCACCGCCAUACACACCGAUGCGAACCCCAUCGCCACGGCCACUGCUUCCAGUGCAGACCAUUCCCACACGCGCAACCACUACCAACCUUCCGCCUCACGCGCCAGCAGCAAUCCCUGCACCGAGCCUCUCCCGCACAACCACUGACCUCUCAGGUGCUCAGAAAGCCUACGGCGAAGCGCGACACUUUCUCGGUGGACUGCUCAGUCAUCCGACCGAAAGCACCAAGCAUGUCACCAUUCUGCGUCAUUCCUCCGGCGUCGUCUUCUACCGCGGCAGCACCACCUCUGUCACCGUCUCCGUCUUCUCCGACGCGCCUCUCCCCGCUGACCGCAGGGUGUACCUCCAAUCCAAGGGCUGGACCGGCAAGACCGGCAUGCGGACCAAGGCCCUGCUCCGGCUGACGGAUGACUGGGUGGACGUGACGCCCUCCCAUGCCGUCCAGGCCAAUCAGGUCGAACCCGCCGAUGAGCGCGCCUGGCAGCGUGACAUUGCCAAGUUCCUCAAAAAGGCCCCACCGCGGUUGCGCGACACCCAUCGUCUGCGAGAGACGAUCGUAGCUAGGAUCCCGGCCGACGCCGGGGAUGGCUACUUCCAGCUCGUGCUGUGCGGGAACGGCAAGAAGAAGGUCCUCUGUUACAGUCCGGUCUUCCGGGUCCUCUCCACAUCAUUGAGCCCCAGCUCCGUCCGGGGAGCGAGUCUCUCCACCAUGCCCUUGGAGGUGGGCGCUAUGGUCGUCGGGAUGUAUGUGCAGACGGCGGCCGAGGCAGUGAUUGCGCCCGUCACCGCCGCGGUCCAGAGCCGGAUCCAGCCGUACCAGCCGAGCUGGAAGACGCAGACGGCCGCCGAGACGGCGUUUUCCCUGAGCGGGGCAGGCGAUCGCGUGAAUGCACUGGUGUCGGCUGGGGCGGGCAAUGCCAACGCCUCCCCGGCGGCGGCGGGAUGUCAGCCCGUCACCGUGGAUCUAGGUCCACAGGCACCAUUCCCGGUAGACUUCACGGCGCGCGUGGAGGGGGCGGUGGGUGGGGACGGGGCGGUGGGUGGGGACGGGGCGAGGUACCGGCUGUGCAGGGUUCCUGGGAUGAUCGAGGACCAAUACCGGGGUUUCUUCUUUGGCUGGGCAUGGAUGUGUCAGUCGGAAGGGGCAGCAGCGGAUACAACCCGUCCCCGUCAAUGGCAGGGCAUGGUGCUCUCCAUCCUCCCAUACAACCCCACCCAGCAGGCGCGGGUCAAUCUGUCUCAGGCUCGGGACAAGGAGACCAUCGUCCGUCUACUCGAUGAUUCCAUGCCCGUCAGCCCACAAUCCCGCCUCCAGAUCCGUAUCAUGGGCUAUCUCCGUGCCGAUCUGCCCCCCGCGACGGGCAUUACGGAAAGAGAACUCCAGGAGGCACGGGAGGCAGCGGCCGAGGCGGCCAUCCUCGCAGAUGCAUGCGAUAUGGCGUAUGCGCAGGAGGUGCUGGCGCAUCCUGCCUGGGGCGCGGGGGACGAGGGCUGUGAGGCGAAUGGGCAGGCAGGCACUUGGGCCACGAAUCUGAGGUAUCGCGGGCAGCGGAUGGUGGAGGAUGUGCCGCUGCAUUGGAUCGGGGUGAGGGGGCCGAAUGCGGGGCUGGCGGAGAGACGGCUGGCGAUGAAUGGGUUUUAUAUUGUGAGGUGACGGUCUGACUUGGUAGCAUUGUAUGUGGUAUCACCUCACAGGCAUGGACAUAAUUAUCCAUUUGAAUGCAUCCGUUCAUACAUUGAUGGCUAGCUGCGAUAAGCAGUCUCCGGGCUGGCUCUUGUGUUGUCUUCGGUACGUUUCGGGCGUCUGAUGGUACACAAUAAGCAUAGACCUGGGAGAGAUGCACAUGUAAAUUACCAGAUGCUUACUCUACCUGACUGAUAUCUGG
This is a messenger RNA of Aspergillus saccharolyticus JOP 1030-1, 2237 nucleotides long. Its product is annotated as LipA and NB-ARC domain protein. The transcript has a single exon. NCBI's taxonomy places the organism in Eukaryota, Fungi, Ascomycota, Eurotiomycetes, Eurotiales, Aspergillaceae. Bases 221 to 2005 code for a protein of 594 amino acids. The record is from RefSeq and is a predicted model, not a curated record.